Messenger RNA from Paecilomyces variotii, 1452 nucleotides. Its product is annotated as putative bleomycin hydrolase. NCBI's taxonomy places the organism in Eukaryota, Fungi, Ascomycota, Eurotiomycetes, Eurotiales, Thermoascaceae. The record is from RefSeq and is a predicted model, not a curated record. Gene Ontology annotation, molecular function: cysteine-type aminopeptidase activity. The transcript is spliced from 4 exons. Gene Ontology annotation, cellular component: cytoplasm. Gene Ontology annotation, biological process: L-homocysteine catabolic process; proteolysis; response to toxic substance. The coding region runs from base 1 to 1452 and encodes 483 amino acids.
AUGACGGAUGUUGAAGAAAAGGACCCUUACGUCUAUGUGGAAGAUGAUUCUCGUAUGUCUCCUCCUUACCCUGUCCGUGACCGAACUACUACGAUCUCCAUAGGACAGACAAGGGACUGGGAGCAGAAACUGCUCGCAGAUCCAAAGAGUCGCCUAGCUCUCUCUGCACUCUCUGCGAAUCCGAUAGGUUCCAUCUUGACGAACCCUGCGGCACAGGUAGCGGAUACCCAGACCUUCAAUGUCCGCAUCCCCUUUGAAGGAGCACCCAUCACGAACCAGCGGUCCUCUGGCCGUUGUUGGCUCUUUGCCUCGACGAAUGUCUUCCGUGUGGCCAUCAUGAAAAAAUACAACCUCACGCAGUUCGAACUGAGCCAGGCUUAUCUGUUCUACUGGGACAAAAUCGAGAAGGCCAAUUGGUUCCUGGAGCAUGCGAUCGAUACUGCAGACCAGGACCUGGAUAGUCGAUUGAUCCAAAGACUACUGUUGAGCCCCGUCGGAGAUGGGGGCCAGUGGGAUAUGGUCGCUAAUCUGGUGCAGAAAUACGGCUUGGUCCCCCAGUCUCUAUAUCCGGAUUCCUACAAUGCGAAGAACAGCUCAAAGAUGGGGUCACUGAUAACAACCAAGCUGCGAGAACAUGCGUUGAUCCUGCGCAAGCUGGCACAGCGGGACAGUGCCAAGGCAAAGGCUUUACUCGCUGGUAAGAAGGAUGAGUUCCUGCAGGAGAUCCAUGCAAUCCUUACGAUCAUGUUGGGCCCGCCCCCAAGUACCGAGAAGAAGUUCUCGUGGGAUUUCUACGAUGCAGAGGAGAAGUUCCACAAGGUAUCUAUGACACCAAAGGAAUUUGCGGCGAGCCUGUCUACCAAGGAGGGAAUCCGUGCCUGUGGUGGUACCAACGUUCACGAGCUUUUCAGCCUGGUGAAUGACCCUAGAAAUGAAUACGGCCGUCUCUUGACGGUCGAUAGACUUGGAAAUGUGGUCGGUGGUAGGCCCACUACCUAUGUCAACGUUGAUAUGAAUACGAUCAAAUCUGCUGCUAUCUCCAUGCUCCGCGCCGGUUUGCCGGUCUUCUUCGGCUCCGAUGUGGGCAAGUUCUCGGACUCGGCAUCCGGGAUCAUGGACCUGACGCUGUACGAUUAUAGCCUUGGUUUCAAUAUCAACCUUGGAUUGAACAAGGCCAAUCGACUCAAGACGGGCGAGUCUGCCAUGACGCAUGCAAUGGUCCUGACGGCCGUGCACAUUGAGGGAGGUAAGCCUGUCCGCUGGCGCGUUCAGAACUCCUGGGGCGAAAAUGCUGGAGACAAGGGAUGGUUCGUCAUGACCGAUCGCUGGAUGGAUGAGUUUGUCUACCAGGUAGUCGUCGAUCCCAGGUUUGUUAGCAAGGAGGUCAGAGACGUUCUGAGCCAGGAGCCCAAGGUGCUUCCCCUCUGGGACCCUAUGGGUGCACUGGCCUAA